AUGGAUCCCACAUUUCGCAAUAGUACAAAUUCAAACCCGAUUUGGGACUACGAUGACGUGACCCAGUAUGGUAGAAUAACUUACAUUAACUUUAUAAUACCGUUACUACUUACUCUUGGAAGUUGUUGUUUUGUUUUCUUCAAUAUCUGGUCGCACUACUACAGUUAUGACAUACUACAUUUGAAGAAAGAUGAUUUUAUACAGCAUUUAAUAAAUUUGAAAAGACAAGCGAACCGUGGUGAGAUAACAGACGAAAGCCAACAUCUUUUAUUAUCUAACUCGGAACGUGAAAAUAUACAGAAUAAAUCUUAUUCUUCUGUUAAUACAAUAUCUGAAGGAGACCUACUGAAAGAGAAACAUUUUUCGAUUGAAAAACUGUCAUUAACCAAACUUAACGGCGAACCUCAUGGUGUACCAAGUUUAAUUACUAGAAAUUUCACAGAAAAGGCUAGAAUUGUCAUAGAGUUUAUGCUUGUGAUAUCUCAACUAAUUAUACAUGCAUCAAUAAUGCUGAAUAGAAAUAAGCAUUCCUCCUAUCAUGAAGAGUUUGAUUAUAGAAGUUCAAUAAUGGGAUUAACCCAAUGGCUAUUUUUGACCAUAAUCAUAUCGUUAAGAUUAUUAAAUGUCAACCAAUCGAUAGCAGUUCUUAAUAAAUAUCCGGGAAACAUAUGGAUGGUAUCUUUUGUAUCUUAUCUUUUUAACUUUAUUGCCGCAACUAUUCCAUUCCGUUCUGUAUUAAUCCAUAGCAUCAAGUCAGAAACAAUUAGAAAGUAUUAUGUUUCUCAAUUUAUUAACGAUGGUAUAUUGUUUCUUCUAUUAUUUUUUGCACCAUUAAGAAACAAUUAUGUCAUUUCAUAUAAAACAGACAAACAAACAAUUCCUUCACCCGAGUCUACUACGUCCAUUGCAGGUUUUAUCUGUUGGACUUGGUUAGAUAAAUUUGUGUGGUUUGCUCAUAAUCAUAUUGUCGAACAAGAAGAUGUUUGGGGUUUAUCAAUGGAUGAUUAUUCUAUUUUCGUAUUGAAAAAAUUUAAAAAUUACGUUCAUUCUUUUACAAAUAAGAGAACAUUCUCUAUCAAUCUUAUUCUGUUCUUUAAAAAUUAUCUGGCAAUUCAGGCUUUUUGGGCUAUUAUUGCCAGUUUCUUAACAUUUUCUCCUACUUUAUUACUAAAAAAAAUUCUGGAAUAUGUUGAUAAUCAAGAUUCGGCUCCAGUUAAUGUUGCAUGGUUGUACGUGAUCUUAAUGUUCAUUUGUAAGCUUUUGGUUGCUGUUGCAAAUGGUCAGGCACUAUUUUUUGGAAGGAGAGUUUGUAUUAGAAUGAAGAGUAUUAUUGUCUCUGAGAUUUAUUCCAAGGCUUUAAGAAAGAUGAUCCAAACAAAAUCUACUGAAAAUAAAGAUAAUUCUCAAGAAAAUACUCCAAUACCUGAACCAUCUAACGAAACUGAUCCAGAAAUCUUAAGCGAUGCUAAAAAAGUGGAGGGUGACGAAGAAUCUACAGAGUCUUCAGCAAAAUUAGGUCAAAUUAUUAACUUGAUGGCUGUGGAUGCCUUUAAAAUUUCGGAAAUAUGUGCUUAUUUACAUUCUUUUGUUGAAGCUAUCGUUAUGACUAUCGUUGCACUUGUUUUACUUUACAAGUUAAUCGGAGUCUCAGCCCUUGUUGGUGCCGUAGUAAUUAUUUCAACAUUGCCCAUCAAUUUCAAAUUGGCAAAUAUCAUAGGUGAACUUCAAAAGAAAAACCUUCAAAUCACUGACAAACGUAUCCAGAAACUGAACGAAGCUCUUCAAGCUAUAAGAAUCAUUAAGUUUUUUUCCUGGGAAGAUAAUUUCUCAGAUGAAAUCAAUGAAAUCAGGGAGAAAGAGCUAAGAUAUUUGAUCUACAGAUCUGUUGCCUGGGUUUCGAGUUCCUUCUUUUUCUUUCUAACUCCGGUUUUAGUCACAACAGCGGCAUUCAUGUAUUACAUUUAUGUUGAAGGUAAAACUUUAACAACACCGGUUGCAUUUACCGCUUUAUCUUUGUUUAGCUUACUUAGAGAUCCAUUAGACAGACUAUCUGAUAUGUUAAGUUAUGUUAUCCAAUCAAAAGUAUCACUGGAUAGAGUUCAAGAAUUUUUAGAUGAGGCUGAUACAGAAAAAUAUAACCAACUAACUAUAGAUCCACAAGGCAAUAGAUUAGCAUUUGAAAACGCAACUGUUGGCUGGGGAGAAGGAGCACAAGAAUUUAAAUUGAGAAAUCUUAACGUUGACUUCAAGAUUGGUAAACUAAAUGUUGUGAUUGGCCCAACUGGGUCAGGUAAGACAUCCCUGUUAAUGGCUUUACUUGGUGAGAUGCAUUUGGCGGACGGGAAAAUCAUUGUUCCAUCACUAGAUGCCAGACAUGAUCUACGUAUAGAUUCUGAAGGUUUAACAAAUUCAAUUGCUUACUGUUCCCAGUCUGCAUGGUUACUGAAUGACACUGUUAGAAACAACAUCUUAUUUAACAACAAAUACGAUGAAUCUAGAUAUCAAGCUGUUGUGGAGGCUUGUAGUUUAAAACGUGACUUCGAAAUUUUGAAAGCUGGUGAUGCAACUGAAAUUGGUGAGAAAGGUAUUACACUGUCUGGUGGUCAGAAACAAAGAAUUUCCCUGGCAAGAGCCUUAUAUUCUGAUUCCAGACACAUUUUAUUAGAUGAUUGUUUAAGUGCCGUCGAUGCGCACACUGCCCUUUGGAUAUAUGACAACUGCAUUACCGGUCCUCUGAUGACCGGGAGAACAUGUAUUUUAGUUUCACAUAAUAUUGCUUUAACUUUAAGAAAUGCUGAGUUGGUUAUUCUUUUAGAGGAUGGCCAAAUCAAGGACCAAGGUGUACCACUUGCCCUAUUAGAAAAGGGUAUAUUAGGUGAUGACGAAUUAAUCAAGAGUAGUAUUCUCUCUAGGCAAGCAUCCUCUAGUAAUCUAACUAAGAAAAAUCCAAACGAUAUUAGUAUGACUAGUUUAACUGCCGCAUUGAAUAAACAGAUAAACAAACAAAAGAGUGGCGAUUCAAGUAAAAAGAAUGCAUCUACUGAAAGUAAUGCCCAAAAUGAAGAGAAUGGUAAACUAAUUCAAAAGGAAACUAAAGCCGAAGGUGUUGUUGACAAAGCUGUCUAUCUAUGGUAUGCCAAAAUUUUUGGUGGCUGGAAAAUUAUCCUAGGGUUAGCCUCUUUAUUUUUCCUAUGUCAAGCAGCAAAUAUAUCCGAGGCUUGGUGGAUUCGUGAAUGGGUGACUAAAAAUACCGUAGUUACUUAUUUGACACCUGUUACUUCCAUGAGCAAAUCAAUGAUUCCAAAUGGCUUCAAUCUAAGACCAAAUAUUAAUCAUUUGUUAAACAAGUUAUUUUCAAUUAGUGGUAAUACCAUUGAGACUAAAGUAGUUGCAAAACAUUCCACUCGUUAUUACCUAACUAUAUACUUCUUGAUUGGUUUGAUUGAAGCUAUUGCUGGAUGUACCAGAACAUUCUGCAACUUCCUCGCAGGAAUUAAUGCCUCCAGAAGAAUUUUUAAGAAGUUAUUGAAUAAAGUAUUGCACUCUAAAUUAAGAUUUUUUGAUUCGACUCCGAUCGGUAGAAUCAUGAAUCGUUUCUCUAAGGACAUGGAAGCUAUCGAUCAAGAUCUUGCUCCAUAUAUGAAUGGUGCUUUCUACUCUUUGGUAGAGUGUGUAGCAAUUGUAAUCCUUAUUACCUUUAUUACACCGCAAUUUAUAUCUAUUGCCAUUUUGAUUAGUGUUAUGUACUACUUAAUUGGUUAUUUCUACAUGGCUGGGUCUCGAGAACUAAAGAGAUUGGACUCGAUCACAAAGUCACCAAUUUAUCAACAUUUCACUGAAACUUUAGUCGGUGUUACCACUAUUCGUGCAUAUGGUGAUGAGAUUAGAUUUAUUAAAGAAAAUUUAUUAAAGAUUGAUGAAAACAAUAAACCAUUCUUUUAUAUGUGGGUUGCCAACAGAUGGCUAUCAUUUAGAAUCGAUGUUGUCGGUGCAUUUGUUGUAUUCGGUGCAGGUAUCUUCAUUUUGUUGAAUAUAAAUGAUCUGGAUUCUGGUCUAGCUGGUAUUUCCCUAACUUAUGCUAUUUCUUUUACAGAGGGAGCAUUAUGGUUGGUUAGAUUUUAUGCGGAAGUUGAGAUGAAUAUGAAUUCUGUUGAAAGAAUUAAAGAAUAUAUGGACAUUGAACAAGAACCAUACCAAUCGACUCAAGAUGGACACAAUAUUGAACCACCUACCAAUUGGCCACAAGAAGGUAAGAUCGAAGUUAGCGAUGUUUCCCUGAGAUAUGCUCCAAACUUACCAAAAGUCAUCAAAAAUGUUUCCUUCGUUGUCGAUCCACAGAGUAAAGUCGGUGUUGUUGGGCGUACAGGUGCUGGUAAAUCUACUAUCAUUACAGCUCUAUUUAGAUUUCUGGAUCCCGAGACCGGUUAUAUUAAGAUUGAUAAUAUUGAUAUCACAUCUAUUGGUUUAACUAACUUACGUCGUGCAUUAACCAUUAUUCCACAGGAUCCAACUCUAUUUGCUGGUACAAUUAAGAGUAAUUUAGAUCCAUAUAAUGAAUAUCAGGAUAAUGAAAUAUUUGCAGCUUUGAGACGUGUUAAUUUAGUUACUCAAGAAGAAUUAAACUCCCGUUCAAAUGAUAUAACAGAUGUUGUUGAUAGUGAAACAGCAUCUGUAACAUCUGAGAAUGUCAACAAAUUUUUAAAUUUAGAAAGUAAUGUCACUGAAGGUGGUGGUAAUUUAUCCCAAGGCCAACGUCAACUGUUAUGUCUUGCUCGUUCUUUGUUACGUUCUCCAAAAAUUUUACUUUUGGAUGAAGCAACUGCAUCCAUUGAUUAUGAGUCUGAUGCAAAGGUGCAAGAAACUAUUAGACAAGAAUUCAGAGGGAGUACAAUUCUAACCAUUGCCCACAGAUUAAGAUCUGUUAUUGACUACGAUAAGAUUUUGGUUAUGGAUGCUGGUGAAGUAAAAGAAUAUGAUCAUCCUUACUCUCUAUUACUGAACAAAAACAGUAUAUUCUAUAGUAUGUGCGAAAAGAGUGGUGAGUUAGAGACAUUGAUUUCUCUAGCAAAAGAAGCUUUUGUUAAGAAACUAAACUCCAAAUAG
Molecule: messenger RNA, 5103 nt
Organism: Maudiozyma saulgeensis
Lineage: Eukaryota; Fungi; Ascomycota; Saccharomycetes; Saccharomycetales; Saccharomycetaceae
Source: the annotation of a GenBank genome assembly